AUGGAGUGUCAAUACCGGGUAUGGCCUCCCCUUGCAUCAAUGACGGCUUGACAACGUCGAGCCAUGCUGUCAAUAAGCACCCGGAUGUUUCCAAUGGGAAGGUUGUUCCACUCUUCCACGAGGGCGUUUCCGAGCUCUGUCAAAGUCGUGGGUUGUGCUCUACGGCGUGAAAUGGCAACUUGCAGCAUGUUCCAUACAUGCUCAAUCGGGUUCAAGUCCGGCGAGCGCGCUGGCCAGUCCAUACGGACAAUUGUCUCCUGCUGAAGGUACUGCUCCACCACCCUGGCGCGAUGAGGACGGGCGUUAUCAUCCAUCAGGAUGAACUCAGGGCCAACAGCACCACCGUAGUGUCUGACGUAAACAUCGAGGAUCUCAUCCCGGUACCGCACCCCCGUCAUUGUUCCUCUCUCCAGGACAUGAAGAUCUGUUCUUCCAUCCCUGCUGAUUCCACCCCAGACCAUGAUGGAACCACCACCAUAACGGUCAUGUUCACUGAUGUUGGCAUCACGGAAACGUUCACGUUGUCGUCGCCACACUCGGUGCCUCCUGUCUGUAAAGUCCAAACAAUACCUGGACUCAUCGGUGAACAGAACUUGAACCCAGUCGUUCUGUGUCCAAGUGACAUGAUCUUCAGCCCAGUCCAAUCGCUCCCGCCGGUGUCGAACAGUCAGAGGGACUCGAACACAUGCCCUUCUCAAGUUGAGACCUGCAUUGUGAAGCCGAUUCCGUAUCGUCUGAGUGGACACAUUCACCCCCGAGGCGUUCAGGAGGUCGUUACGUAGGCUGGUUGCUGUCCAGAAGGGAUGGCGUCGUGCCUGAAGAGCCACAAAAUGGUCUUGGCGUUGGGUUGUUGACCUCUGACGACCACCCCCAUGUCGGUGUGCUGCUGUACCAAAAGUUUGCUGUCGGUUCCAGAGUCUGUUUACAACGCUCUGGCUGACGUUUAGUGCAUUUGCAACGUCACGUUGUGAAUAUCCAGCGUCAAGCAUUCUAAUACAUCUGCCCAGUUGUUCUGUCGUCAGGCGACGCCUUACACGUUGAGGGGGCAUUGUGUUGAUAAACGUAGUGUAAACACUCAAGUGAGUUUGAAAUUUUAGAAAGAAUCAGACACCGAUGACUGAGUAUAAAUCGUGCAAUGGUAGCAAAAGCAUGAACUGUGAUGAGAAACGCAUUUCCCAUGGCAUGAAAUACACGUGCAAGUUUGUUGAAGACGUUUUUGAUUUCACUUGGACACAAUAUUGCCAGUUAUGCAGUUAUUGAUUUUUUAAACAGAAAAAUAUCUAUGAUCCUUAUCAAAUUUUGAGUAGUAUAUUAUACUCUGAUACUUCCUGAUUGAAGAUAUACUAUCGGCACGGGCUAAGUGUGUCGCAGUUUGUACAAUGGAAUUCACUAUUGGAAUACAAAUGGAGUUUAUCGUUUUGUUUCAUGGAUUAUGCAAAUAAAGGGAGUUUUACUACUACUUAGAGUAUUUUGACAAAUGUACACGUACACCUGCGGUCCUUUACAGAUAUUACGAGUAGACCCAGAUGGCUGAAGUAAGCUCUAAGAUGACUUGGUUGAAGCGCGGGGGACGGGUCCGCCCCGGGGAUGGAAAGAGGGAGCCCUCCUUGGCCAGCUCUAUGGAAUCCCUGACCCAAUCCCAACUCAAUCUGGCCAUUAUGGACAUGUUAAACCUGGGACAGAAUUGGAACAGGUGCGAAGAGGUCUGCAGAGGUAAUCCAAUCACGGACGCUGGGAAGAGACAGCAGAUGGUAAAAAUGUUGGCGGUGGUCCUGAUUCCCGUCAUUGUACUGACAGGCAUGACUGCAAACACCUUCAUUGUGUCCCUAGAGAGCUACAUCGUCUCCUCCAAAAUCAGCAGAAUUCUCUACUUCAGUAUCGAACUUGGUAUCCUGCUUGGUAACAUCCAAAGAGAGCGUGACAUGAGCGCCUUGUACGUCAGUAACAUCGAGCUUGAAACCAAAGAUCUCCUUCUACAGCGCUACCCGGACACAGACAUCGCGAUCCAGAACCUCUCAUCCUGGCCCACUAGCGCCAACAUCGUCAGGGACGAGUUCCAAACACGAGAAAAAUUCCUCUCCUACCUCAACCGGCACCGCUAUCAACUGGAUUCAUACAACAGGACUAUUAAGGAAGAGCUUCAAUUCUACUCCGACAGCAUCGAGGUUUUCAUCCAGUGGUUAUAUGAAGCGAUAGUAGAGACUCAGUCUGGGUCAGUCUGGAAGAGUUUGGUGGCGUACCAAGAAAUUAUUGUGGCCAGUGAAUUCUUCGGACGAGAGCGAGGGCUCGGUGUCUCGUUCUACGCAGUGGGUCGCUUCAACACAAGAGAUGAAUACUUGCUGUUUGUGGAAAGUCAGGACAUUGCCAAUAUUACAUUUCAAUCCUCUAGGUUGUAUUCCGAACUGGCUUAUGACAUGUAUGAAGCGCAGUUGAUGAGAAAUGCCAACAUCAUCGAACCGAUGCAGAAAAUGAGGAACGAGAUACGUUCAAACAGAAGCUCUUCUUCUCGUGGCUCUGUAGAGCGUGCAAAGUGGUGGUUCAACAACAUGACUGUGUAUAUGAACGCCCUUAGAGCCACUCAGAGACAGCUAGCGACAAAGAUAGACCAGCUCCUGUCAGAAAGCUCCAAUGAUGAUUUGCGGAACGUGAUUACCAUCUGCAUCGUGUUCGGGGUCAUUCUUAUUAUUUGUCCUUUAAUUGUGUUUGCGGUGUAUUCUUUGACGUCCGAGAUUCAGACGUAUUCCAUAUCGAUAGCAAAUAGGACAAAGGCACUGAACAAAGAGAAGAAAAGAACAGAUACCCUUCUGUAUCAGAUGUUGCCAAAGUCUGUGGCAGAGCGGCUGAAGCAGAAUGAAGUCGUUGAUGCAGAGCAGUUCAGCGAGUCCACUAUCUUUUUCAGCGACAUUGUGGGGUUCACACAGAUAUCCUCCCAGAGUUCACCGUUGCAGGUCGUAGACAUGUUAAACAGUCUGUACCUCUGCUUCGACCAACGGAUCGAGAUGUAUGACGUGUACAAAGUGGAGACAAUCGGCGACGCCUAUAUGGUCGUAUCAGGUGUACCCCGUCAGAAUGGGCGGCGCCACGCUGCAGAAAUCGCGACCAUGGCUCUGGAUCUUCUGGAGCACAUCAACCGGCUGGAAAUUCCACAUCUACCUGGCACCAAGUUCAGGCUCAGAACAGGAUGUCACUCUGGUCCUGUGGUAGCCGGAGUGGUGGGAUCCAAGAUGCCCAGGUAUUGUCUGUUUGGAGAGACGGUCAGCCUCGCAUCCAAGAUGGAGUCGCUGGGAAAAGCUAAUCGGAUUCAUAUAAGUGAGACGACUUUUGAACUCUUGGACGGGUUGGGUGGUUUUGUCAUUGAAGAACGCAAGGACAACAUAAAGAAUGACCGUGACCUUCUACAUGCGUUCAAGGGCACAGUGAGGACGUACUGGUUAUUGCGCAGAGAAGGAUUCCAGUCGGAAAUAUCCGACUCUUCCCGAUCUUCUACACCGGAAUCAGAGGGCACCUUAGAGAGAAAUGCCGGCAAAACCUUGUUACAACGUCACUGAGUCACUGCAAAAACAAAUGUGCUACCUAGCAACAGAUAGCAAGGAUGCGAUAAUUUUGUGAUAAUUCAUUGGCGCAUUUAAUGCCCUCAAAUUAUUUGAAAUAAAGGGGAUUCUUGAUAAUGUAUACUAUUAGUAAUUUGUACUUCCAAAUUUAGGACAAUUGCCUCAUAAUUGUAUCAUAAUUUUUCGUGUAUGUUUUCUUUCUAUUUCGUGUUUUAACGUCAACUAUGAGUAGAGAGUCCCACCGUGACAUACAGUUAUAAUUAAUGGACUGUAAUUAUAUGGUGUCUGUAAUCAUGAUAUUUUUUUUUUCAAAAAUGAAUAUUCUGUUCUGUAAAAUGUUUUUGUUGAAUAAAAGUGAAUUGAA
Messenger RNA from Ostrea edulis (European flat oyster), 3915 nucleotides. RefSeq lists its product as uncharacterized. The record is from RefSeq and is a predicted model, not a curated record. Lineage: Eukaryota; Metazoa; Mollusca; Bivalvia; Ostreida; Ostreidae. Bases 1527 to 3548 code for a protein of 673 amino acids. Gene Ontology annotation, biological process: cGMP biosynthetic process; intracellular signal transduction; receptor guanylyl cyclase signaling pathway. The transcript is spliced from 10 exons. Gene Ontology annotation, molecular function: peptide receptor activity; guanylate cyclase activity.